Messenger RNA from Durusdinium trenchii, 951 nucleotides. Lineage: Eukaryota; Dinophyceae; Suessiales; Symbiodiniaceae. The record is from the annotation of a GenBank genome assembly.
AUGUAUAAGACUGACACGGGUCGCAACAAGCUGAAGGAGCUUUUGAGACGCCAUCAAGAUUUGAAGAAGGUUGAUGCUGUGAUUCAGAGAUGGCACGUCCGGAAAGCCAGAUUCGACAAAAAGGGGGGCUGGUACACGCGGCCUUGGCUGAUGAAUGAAAGGCACUGGACUAAGAAGAUGACAGACUGUGCUUUCGAGUGGGCGGAAAAACAUAACCGCAAGAGGAAAAACCCGGUACACCAAGAGGAAGAAAUUGGCAUAGUGUUGGACGACGAGUUCAUGUUCCGGACAGAAUCGGGAGAGAGCAUGUCACAACAGACGACCUUUGGCGUGGAGGAUGAGGACAUGGCUUUGUUGGACAACGACUUCUUGCCGUCCUCUACUGCUGGCCAAGAUGCCCUGACGGGCUUUGCGAUGGAGCAAGCCGGAAUGCACUUGGAAGAAGGGCAUGAGAGCCUCCGAGCUGAUUCUUCCAGCUUUAAGCUUUGCUACCCCAGCAUCAAGCAGAAUUCCUCGUACAAGACUUUGCUCCCGGCAUUUGUUGAAGUUUGCAGCCGCAAGCUUGACAAUACAGCCAAGGUUCAGGAGACCUUGAACAGCAUCAACACAGACCGCGCAAAGGAGUUGCAUGGCCACCUGGACUCUGUAACCAAGCAGCUGAAGGUGCACCACCAAAAGAUGAUGGAUAUUCAGGGAGACAUGUUGCUUGAUGCCAAAAGGGACUUUGAGGGCGAUCUACAGGACCUGUUCUCUCAAAUCACGAGAUUGGAUGUGACAUUGAACAACUAUAUUUGCCGCAGUAAGCAGAUCAAGAAGCCCAAGAAUGUUCCUGAUAACGGUGGGAAAGGUUCCAAUCGCCGUUCACCUGCGGGUAAAGCGAAGGCGAAGGCCAAGGGAAAGGCCAAAUCAAGCGCCAAAAAGAAAAGUCCUGAGAAUAAGGAGGACAAGUAG